CAGCCAUCGACCGAGUGCAGUGCGUAGGCGGUUGUCGUAGACGUAACCCACCACGUGCUACGGGGUCUGUCUGCACGCGCACGGUUUUUAGUGCACCGAUUUUUUUGUAUCUCGCACAACACCAUCACAACAGCCAGCCGCUCCCGUGUCGUCAUCGCCCAGUGUUUUGUUGCGCGCAGCGUGUAUCUUUAAAGUGUUUUAGCAAACAGGGGGCAACAACAAGGGAGUUCUGUCUCAGAAAACAAAAAGCCCGCAAACGGUGAACAACUCCUCUUUUUUUUUUCUUGCUACAGAAACACACACACAAAUACACCCCUCAAACAAAAGGCAACAACGUUUAGUUCAGCAAUUGAGUGCAGUAAAUAAUAAAAAAAAUCCCAGGUGCCCCACUAGUCGGUUGUGAAAGCGUGACCAAUACCCCAACGUAAUCUCUCCCACCCCUUCUAUCCACCGUAUCAUCCCUUUCCUUUUCUUUUCUUUUGGUGCGUGUUUGCCUUGAGGGCGAAAGUGUCGAAGGUUUUUUUUUCUUUUUUUGUACGUGUGCCCAUCGUGAGUGAGUGAAUUGCCGUGAUACAAAAACACACACACACACGAGCAUCAGUGUUGCAAAAGGUGGGAAAAUCGCACAAUUUACGCUUGCGGUGCGCUAAAGUGUCUUCCGCCGAGUGCGUGUUUGUGUGGUGUGUGGCUAGGGUAGGGUGUGAGGCAAUGCCACGCAAGGUGCGGCAUAGUUUCGACGGUAAAACCACAACAACUAGUCUCCGAAGCAGCAGCAGCAGCAACAACGACAAUAACAACAGCACAACUUUUGCAAGGACACCGGCGAAGCGAUACGGUGAAGCAUAAUGAGCUUUCGCUGGAAGUGAGUCGAGUUGUGUUUUUUUUUUAUUCACUACGCACUAAAGUUCAGUCGCCCGAUUGCUACGGCAACAUUGAAAGCAGUGGGUUGGCUUCGUUUGCUGUUAUAAGGACAGAGAGCGGAAGCAGCAGCAGCAGCAGCAAAGGAAGGAAAAGGCGAGCACUCCUUCCGCUCUGGGUUGAAAGCAAAAUUACACUUUUCACUUGGAGACCGUACCCGGGCAAGCAAAAAAGGAAGCCCUACUACCAGCAACGCGAACUGGCCGAGGCAGGGUCUGUGAUUGCCAUUAUCAACAGUAACAAACGACGACAGCUACGACGGCGCGAUGGCGUCGUCGUUCGCUAAUUGCUCCUACGCGCCCGAUCCGAGCGCGGGCGACGCGAAUCCAUUCAACUACGGCGAGCGCAGCCUGCUGGACGAUCGUGACAAGCGUGGAGUAACGCGUGCAUCAAGCCUAGCCCUACCAAACCACUCACUGCUAGAUUUGCUCGAGCAGAAGCAGAAGCUGUACGACACGAUCCACCUGACGCCACCGCCGAAAGGCAAUGGCACCCGGCGCCAUUCGUCCGACUCGUUCCCGAUGAUCGAGAACGAAAGCUUUCAAAUCCCGCAGCGGCAGAGCAAAAAAUCGUCCCAAGGUAUAGGGCCGGGGCCGCUGGUGCCACCGCCCGUGCCGAAGCGCACCUUCCAGGGCAACUUCCCGCGCAAACCGCCCGACUCGUUCGAGGUACAGAAGCGGGCGUCCCUGCUCGCACUCGACAGCUACCAGCAGCAGCAGCAACAGCUGCAGGCGCAGCAGCAACAGGUGCAGCAGCUACACCAGCAACUGCAGCAGCAGCUCCAGCAGCAACAUCAGCAAGCGCAACCAUCGUACGCCCCGUUUGGCCGCUCCGAGCGGAUCUGCAAGUCCGCCUUCGAGGAUCAAACCUUCAGCUACUAUCCGGCGCCGAAAAGUGCGAAAAGCGCUGGAAUCUCCGCUGGAGGUUCUGCUAGCGGUGGUGGUGGUGGUGGUGGUGUAGGUAGUAGCGGCACCUGCCACAGUGUCAGCGCGACCAGCUUCGACGAUCUCGGCGAGCCGGAUGACUUUGUGCUGUUCAGCAAGAAGAUGGCCUCGAUCGAGUCGAACCGUUCGUCGAGCGACUCGAACAAAUCGCAAACCACCAUCGACACCGGGUACGUGUCGGCGAACGAAACCGACCGCUCCGUGCUGACCGGUGGCAGCUGCUCGUCCGCCAAGGGCGGCGGUGCGACCUCCUUUCGCAGCCGGUUCUCCUCCGAGGACACCCAGUCGUCGCUGGACAGCUUCCUCUCCUCCGAGCUGCACCGGACCGACACGAUCGAGUCGCUGCCGCUGAACGAUUCGCCCUUCAGCCUGAAGAAGAACGUGUUCAACUUCGAUCUGAAAACGUCCCCGCUGAUCCGGGGCAGCAGCACCGUCUCGCCGAACUCGAUCGACGAAAAGCUGGACAGCUGUUCGCCGCGCAGCAUUGAGAGCAAGGGCUCCCGCAAGCUGCCGACCGUGCCGACGCGCAAAGGGCCGGCCAGUGGGGUCGUGAUGCAACCGAAGCUUCCACCGCCGGGUUCCGCCAGCGCGGGAGCGAACAGUCGCAUGACGCCGCCGCUGCCACCGUCCCGCUCGCAGCAAGCGUUCGAAACGCGCAAACUGCAGAAGCUGCAGCAAGCGCAGCAGCAGCAGCAGCAACAAACGCAGCUCAACAACGUGGCGUCGGCGCACAAGACGGCACUGGAAAGCUUGCAGGAGCUGUACAGCAGACCGCUCGGCAUCAGGCGCAACAUACAUCGGCCACCGCCGCUCAGCCAGCAGCAGAUGAUCAACGCAGCGGCGAAAGCGUCCCUGCUGGGCGGCCAGCGCCAAGACUCGAGCAUCUCAGUAAGUGACAGCUUCUCCAUUACCUCAAGCCCGGGCUUUCAGAGCAAAGCGAUGGAGAGCUCACUGCUGCAGCAACACACAUCCACCACCAACAGCAGCAAGUUCAACCGCUCGACCAUUCGCGGCAAGCCACCGAUGGACACGGCAACCGCAGUCGUCAUCGGUGGCACGAACGUUGCGCCGAACAACCUGACGGCGCUAAUGAAUUCAGCCGGAACAACGCCGGGAGCGCCGGUCACGGCAGGCUCAACUUCCAUGUCGUCCGGUACUGGCAGUAAUAUUCCCGGUGAAGGUUUGGCGGGAAUCGGUGUGUCCACUGGUACGAUUCGAUCCGUUCCGCCGCGAGUUAGCAUGCGGCAAGAUUCCAGUAUAUCCAGCGACAGCUUUAGUCAAACGUCCAGCCCUAGCUACAACUCGAAGAUCAUGGAGGCGCCGCUCCUAUCGCACGCCGCCAAGAUGCCCAAGGUAUCGAAACCGAUCGCGAAGAACCUGGACGAAAUCACGAAGGAAUCGCCAACGGACGUGAACGGAACGGCCGCCAUCAUUAAGAGUGCAUCGACACCGGCCAGCCUACAGACGAUCGUGCGGCUUUCCAACGGCUCAAACGUUAGUCUACAGCACAAGAAGUUCCAAAUUUUAAAAGCACGCAAAAACUCCAACCCGUACGUGACGAGCGGCCGGUUAAAGUUCCGCCUCUGCCAGAUAUUGCUGAACGCCGUCGGGCUGCUUGCCAUUGCCGGUGGACUCGCGGCCUACUUCAACGCCUACCCGACGAUCAAGUUCGUGAAUCAAACCAUUACCCGUACGGCCGUUCCAGCGUCCCAACCCGGCAGUUCCCCAGUGGGCGGUGGUGGUGCUGUUUCCUCAGUCCCGGCGUCCGGUUCGGGUCAAUCCGCGGCUGGAUCACCGGGCCGGACGGCACUGGAUGUGGCCGGUGGUUUCCGUGGCGAUCGUAACCCAGCGCCCGGCGUUUGUCUGCCGGUGAUCGUAAAGUUCUGCCAGCAACAUCGCGUGCCCUACAACUAUACCGUCUUUCCGAACUACAUUGGACAUUUUGGCCAGCCCGAGGCACAGAUCGAAAUUGAUCUCUUCGAAGCGCUGGUCGAUGUGCAGUGUUACGAGCUUGUUCCACUGUUCUUAUGCUCUCUGUUUGUGCCUAAAUGCGGUAAUUCCGGUGCAACCGUACCGCCAUGUAAAAGUUUGUGUACUGAAACAAUGCGUCGAUGCAGCUUCUUCUUCGACGUGUUCGGACUGGAGCUGCCGGAGUAUCUGCGUUGCUCGAUCUUCAACGAUGCCGUGUCGGACCAGGAGGAGUGCGUCGGGAUGGCCGAGUACAAGGAGUCGAUCAUUCGGUCCCGCCGACCGAUGGCCUGCUCUGGCUUUCUGUGUGACAAGCGGCGCUGCAUACCGAACGACUGGAAGUGUGACGGGCACGUCGACUGUCAGGAUCAAACGGAUGAGGCGCACUGUGACUUUUGCGGUGACGAUGCGAUCCACUGCGGCGAGGGGCAGUGCAUGAGCCAGAAGCACGUGUGCGACGGUACGCCCAACUGUCCGUACGGGCAGGACGAGCGAAACUGCAUUCGGCUCAGCGAGCGGAAUGGUGAUCUUGGCCGGGGUACGCUGGAGGUGUACAAAGCGGACCUCAAACAGUGGGCACCGGCGUGCGUGAAAAACUGGGAUCCGGCCACCUCACCCACCAUGAUCUGCUCCCUACUGGGCUACAGUUCGGUCAACUCGAGCCGCACGGCAAUGCGCGGCUCGAACCGGACGCUCGUCAGCACCAAGGACGCCUCGUCCAUGUGGCGCAUGUACCAGAAGAAGGACGUCAACCUGAUCAAGGAGUUCAACAGUUGCGACAUCAACUCGCGCUACCCGGUCGCAGAGCUGACGUGCUCGAACUUUGAGUGUGGUAAGGUGAGGAACAGGAAGUACUUCAAGGCAACGAAACGUAUCGUCGGUGGAUCGACCUCUAACCCGGGCGACUGGCCGUUCAUAGCGGCCAUUCUCGGCGGACCAGAGGAGGUGUUCUACUGUGCCGGCGUGCUAAUCGCCGACCAGUGGGUCCUAACCGCUUCACACUGCAUCGGCAAUUCUCCCACCAGUCACACGAUGCGCAACGUCAACGACUGGACGAUACAGCUCGGCAUUACGCGGCGCCGCUCGCACACGUACUACGGGCAAAAGGUGAAGGUAAAGACGGUCAUACCGCACCCGAUGUACAACCUGCACAUCCCGCACGACAACGACAUUGCCCUGUUCCAGCUGGCCACCCGGGUAGCGUUUCACGAGCAUCUGCUUCCGGUUUGUUUGCCGCCACCGCACAUCCGGGAGCUGCCGACCGGCAUCAACUGUACCGUGGUUGGAUGGGGCAAGCGUGAGGAGCGUAACUCCACACCGAACGGCGCAUCGUACGAACCGACGCUGAACGAGGUAAACGUACCGAUCGUGAGCCGCGAACUGUGCAUCGACUGGCUGGAAACGUUCAACGUGACGGAGGGCAUGAUCUGUGCCGGCUACCAGGAAGGUGGCCGAGAUGCGUGUCAGGGCGAUUCCGGUGGUCCGCUGCUGUGUCCGUACCCGAACGAAAAGGACCGCUGGUUCGUGGGCGGUAUCGUGUCCUGGGGCGUGCGCUGUGCCCAUCCCAAGCUGCCCGGCGUCUACGCAAACGUGCCCAAGUUUAUACCGUGGAUUUUGGCGCAAAUCAACAACCACUCCGUGCUGCAGACUGACACGAUCGGGCGAUAAUUUCGGGCCACCGUGAAAGUGUGGUAGAAGAGGCCAACAGAGAUGGUAGACUUGAAAGACGUAUAAGACCGUUUAUCUGCGGCACUUACGCUCACAGCAUUUGUGUGGAGUUAUUUAAACAGCAUGCUUAUGCAAAUGGACCGAAUAUUUGUCCUCAACCCUAUAUUAAAGCAAAGCAGUCGCUCUCAAACAAUCCCUCAAACACUGAAUGAGAAGGGCGAAAAAGCGAAAUUCCCUCCCACCUGUCCACCGAUGGGAACGCUGUGCGCAGAGCAGGACGACAUCUGCCGGAAGCAAUGAAUCAUUCAUCGGCCUACGCGUUUUCAUUGAUCCCUCGCCUCGCACAGACAGCAACCGGUCAGCCAAGGGACGGAUGUUUACCGUCAACCGUAUCUGUCAAUCAGUGUGUCAGGUGAAAACUGGCCGAGUUCAAACGGCGCCCACAUACCUAACCCGGCUGUUCAAAUAUCUCUACAAAAGUGUGAGUGUUCCGUUUAGGCACACAAAACAGGAAGAAUGAUUCAAACACAAUAGUUUACUAGGCACAACCACAACUAGGAGUCAAUUGAAGGUGAUAUGCAAUGCUACAAAGCAAAAACAAACGAACAGGAGAUAAAACCCGUUGACAAUAAUGGCUAAUGAGACAAUAACCAAUAUGUUCGUAAGUAUAAUUUGCACACGUUAAACCAUUGCACCACCAAUCGGGAAGGGUUCGAGAAGGGAAGAAGCUGCAAUACAGCAUCCAAUUCCGAUAGGCCGAAUUGUGUGCCCCAGGGCACAGGGCACAGUAAUCACGACAAUAAGCAACGCUAAGCAGUAUUGCGCAGUAUCGGUGAUAGUAAGGAACUGUGGAUUCUUUUUUUCUGAUAGGAAAGCAAGCAAAUCAGUUAAGAAGGCAGGGCAAACGAAGACAAUAAGAAGCAUCUGAGUCAAACUCGGAAUAAUAUUAGUCGCCAAAAACGAGAAAUAGAAGUUGUUUGUUUUAGCAAGAGAGGGAUGAUAUCGUUGCAGUAUUGGUGCAACCAGUGGUCGUCAGUAUUUGGUAUAUUUGGGAAGUUCAGUAAUGUCAAUGUUCGGUAUUAACUUGCUCAGCGUCGCGGUUACGAGGAUUUUGGGUGAGAUCAAAGACAUUACAGGGGUUUCCAGUAGUUCUCAUAGCUGUGGUCACUUUUUGACUCUUUCAUGCGAGACAUGAACUUAAUGUAAAGGGAACUGGACUUUACAGCACCCUUGUUGGAAAAAAUCCAAUAAGAAUUUCCAAGGAACCUGUCCAAAAAGGGUGCCGGUAAAGAAAGAGUCAGGGAAGUGGCCCACAACUAUGAGAACUCCAAGAAAACCUUGUAAAAUCGUUUGCAUUCUUUUCGAUGUUUGCUUUGAGCGGUACAAUACGCGAUAAUACCGUGGCAGCAGGGCAGGGAUAGUACUGCAAACUGCAAGCAAGCAAGUAAGGUUGCAAAAAUAAGCAAAAGCCCCAAAAGUAGCAGCGAUUGAAAGCAUUUUUAUUCUAUACAAUCUACCACUAUGGGCAUUUCAAACAUACCUUACAUAUAUUAUAUUGGUAGAUAUACAACAAAACCAACAUACAGAAUGGUAAAUUAUAACGAACCAGAACAAUAUUAUUAUCAUGAUUAAUAUUAUUUUUUUAUUACAACGACUCCGUAUCACUCACUCAGCACAGCAUCAAUUAGCAUAUUUAUCGACUGUUGUUGCUAUUUGGAAGAGAUUUAAGAGACAUGGAUAGGGUUGGGCAGUGCUACAAAAACAUUGUUGGAAUAUUGUUGCGUUUGGAGUGGAAUGUAAAACGGAAAACAAGGUAUGGGUAAAAGGUAACCGAUCUAACCAGAGGGCAAUCGCUUGUUAGGUGUUCUUCAUUCAGGUGUUUAACAGAGAUUCGAUUAUUUAUCAAACCACAGAGGCGCAAAGAGUGUUUGUUAUCUACCGCCAAACCGCUGUCUACCCGAUACCACGGCACGUGUAUUUUAAUGGAAUGUUGGAGUGUGUGGUUGGAGUUGAGUUUAAUGCUAGCGAUGGUUCGCCGUUUUACUAAUAGAAAAUGUUGUGCAGGUGAGGUGAGUUGCAGUAGGGAAUGUUUUUGAAAGAAUACACUUUUACCCACCCAAAAAAACAGUGGAAUCAAAGAACGCAUGACAAUAAGAAAGAGAUCACAGAGACAAACACACGGCUAGCACAUUUUGUGCACCCAUAUCGAGAUGAACGUGUUGUAUUCACUGUGAAUUUUAAAAAAGAACAAAGCACACAAAAAGGAAUCCAAAAAUGAAAUGCCAUUAAACGUUGUCUUACAAAACAGUUUUGCGUUUCAAUACAGUAAAAUCGUCUAUUUACAAAUCGCGCUUGCACUGUGUGCUGCUAAUUGUUACAGACAAUAAAUAGGAGUUUGUGUUUAUUUUUUGCUUCUUUUUCUGUUUCCCCAUUUUACGUAGGAUGUAGAAUGAAUUUAAAAGGUGUACAAAUUUGAUACGUGCUAUUGCCACAUCACAAUUUAAAAAGGUAGCAUGUUGGUAGCGAGGUGCGUACUUUGUACGGCAGGAAUAUUAAAACAUAACAGUUCUAUUUAUGUGUGUGUAUGUUUUUUGUAGACAACAAUAUAACAAAAAAGCCUACACACAUACACACGUGCGUUUCAAACGACGUGCCAACACAGCGAGACAAUAAGCACAUUGCACAGUGGGUAAUCGAGGUUAUGGAGAGGUUAGGUAAAUCAGUGUGGAUACAUAUUUUUUACAACUAACAACACACACACACACAUCCACAUAUCCACACAGACCGCAGGGACAAUAAACUCGAGUGACGAGUGGAAAACAGAAAGUAUUUAUGGAUAAAAUGCAUUUAUAAUCCUAUCCCCUACUAGCCCUUUAACAAAACUAGUAACGCUAAGAGAGAGAGAGAGAGAAAGAGAGAGAGAGAGAGAGAGAAAACCAGAAACACAGAAACUACGAAGUUCAAGGAAGUUUGUGAAGAAGGCACGUUUAAUAAUGAACGUUAUUACAAUAGGAAUAUUGUCGCCUAGUGAUGAAGACUCGUUUUUUUACUCGAUAUAUACUCUCCCAACAAAACAAACACUGUUGUUCAAAUCAGAGCUACUACUGGACAGCAAUGUCCCGGCCGCAUAAUUGUGAAUGAGGCGCACGUGGUGUAAUAGUUGUGCUUUCCUUGGAAAAGAAGCUUUUGUGGUAGGCCUGUGUAGCGGUAGUUGAUAGACGUCAGUGUAAUCUUCCACGGGUUGGUGGUAGGUUUGGUUCCCACACUAAUCAUCCCGUGUACGCUCAUGAAUUCAUGUAAAAACUGUGUGGUGCGUGUGUGCGCGUGUGUGAGUGUGUGUAUGUGUGUGUGUGUGUGUGUGGGGGGGGGGCAAGGUGCGUAGAAUUAUGUACAAAUUUGAAUUAACCAUAUCCCUUAAGCUUUAGUGAAGGCUACACUUCAAACCAAGGCAGCAUAGUAGAUCGUGAAAGCACAGAAUGCCUAUUUCGAGAAAAAGAUGAUGCAAAGGGAGAAAACAUUUAUAUCGAGUGAUGUACAAUACACAAAAACCGACACACAAGUAGCCGUUAAACAACAACAACAAAAAACACACCGAAUGAUAGAACUUUACCGUAAACUGUAACGUAAUGGGCAUAAGUCAACCAAAACGACACCCGCAGGAGAAAUAAACACAGAAAGCUACAAUUAAAUGUGCUGUACAAGGUAAAACAUCGCACCCAACGGCGUAAGGGGUGGCUAGUCAUAAAAGCCGAACGGUGAAAUGAAUUUGUGAGCAACACUGGCAAAGGGCGGAGGAGUGUAUGUGAAUGUGCUUCAAAGGCAUCCUCUUUAAUAUCCACAGUCACAUCAACUAGAAUUAAAUCGACUCAAACAACAAACGAGCGACUUUGUAGCAGUGUUUAGGCAUAAAACAAUACUAAUGAAAACAGUUUAAAAAACGAAUGAACAAAACAAAAAGAAACACACAAACAAUAAACUAUUUGUAGUUGAAUAUACGAAUGAAAGGAAGGAAAGGGAGAAAAAGAAACCGCAAAAGUGAAAGAGUGAGUGAAAGAGUAAUGAUAAAGCAUUGCAUUAUUUGAAACUAUACCUAUAUAUAUCAAAUAUCAUAUACAAUUCCUGGUAUAUAGGAAUAGAGCAACCUAUCUUAUGCAAACUACAUGGGAUGUACUAAGCUGCGCAUUAGUGGAUAACGGAGAGUAGUGAAUAGUGUGUUGGUUUUUUGUUUUGUUUUAUAAGAAUAAUACAUAUGUGGUUCAAUUUGUAGCAGUAGCAAUUUAUCCACUUUACCACCUCCAAACCCGCGAACUGGUCGAUGUGAUGUGUUUAUUAAAACCAACACAAACACACACUUUUUACCACGUCAUUUAACUGGACAGAAAUGUUUGGUUUUGUUGAAUGAGUACAGGAGUGCAGCAAGAGAUAUUAAUGUACAAAUUUCAACUGCUUUCUACUUCGGUGGCCACUUAGGAAACAAUUACUAAUUUAAAAAAAAAAACAAAUUGUUUUAUUUAAAUUCAACACGGUUUAAGACACAUUUAAGUAAUAGGCAACAACCGUUCUUAAUACAGCUUUGUGUGCAUCUAAGUGGUAUCAAACUAUGAUGUUAGGGUAAAUAUUUGGACCGAUCAUAAACCGAAACGCAUUACACUCACACAAGAUAGUACACCAUACAAAUAACAACGAUAGAAAAUUAAGAAGGAUUUAUGUUUUUUUUAUCAAAUUUUCUAUUUUUUUAAACAAAACAACAACAAACCCUGCUACAAAUACAACGCUAAUGUGUUCUUCGUGCUUCGUUAGUGCUGCAUGCCUGUUUGGUAGAGGGGGGUUUUUCUGUUGUAAUCGUACUUGUUGGUGCAUAGUACCAUACCUAGAGGGCGCCACACACGAGUGUGCAUUUAUUGCUUAAACGACUGUUUCAAGAAAAGUACUGUAGCGCAGGAGGAUGGAGAGGAUGAAUUUAAUCAAUUUAAAAGAAAAUAGAUAUAGCCCAACACAGCCAACCACUGAGCGAAUACACACACACACACACACACACACUAUGGAAUGAGAGGGCGGAGAAACAUUAGAAGAAAACAAACAAAACAUAUAUGCGUGGGUUUCAGCUUUAAUAAAAACAACUAUGUCAUAGAGCAGUUUGUCAGCGAACAAAAGCCACAGCACCAGCACCCGGUAAACCCGGGCUGGCUGAGCGUGAAGAAAGUGUACAUCGCCUGCCUGCAGACAGCACCAUUACAAUGCACCUACAGCAACAUACAAUAGUAACGUCACAAUGCGUGGAGGAAUUUAACUCUCCAACCAACAGUAACCAAUAGUAGAAGUAAGAGAUUUUACACUUAAGUUACUUUACCUCCCUGUAGGAGUUGCUUAUUUACAAGCUUAACAGGAAUGUUUUUGUUGUAACAUUCUAGUACAUAUCAAGCUAAACCGCAACUGUUUAUUUCUAGGAUAAGCAUUCUAAAACUUUUUGUUGUUUUUUGUUUUUGAAUGCCAAAAAAGUUUGUUUUUUUUUCAACUCCAACAAGCAAACGAAUUCACACAAAAAUCCCAAACGAGCAUUGUGCAUAGAGGGAGAACAAUUUUUGCUAACACGUAUAGAAAUAUUAAAGUAAAAGAUUAUUUAUAUACGUAUAUGUAUAGUAGGAACUAUCACUACCACUUCCAUGUUCUAGCAACAACUAGUAAAACAAACAACCUGUAAACACGCAAACACCCCCCGACACACAUACACACACACACCCUAACUAUUAUUCCUGCGAAUCAAAUAGAGAGAAAAGAAAAUGAUAGAUUUUAUGUAUUUCUUCAUAUACAGAGAGACAAGCAUAUCUUUUUAAUAAACAAACAAAAAAAAGGCAAGAUUGUAAAAUUUAAACAAUUGAACCUAUACAUAUAUAAAUAUACUGCAGGGCUUCGCUCGGGCGUAGAAGCAGAAACCCUUUCCUAGACGUUUCAUAGUGUAGCAGGAGCAGCAGAAGGAACGGCAGAAAGAGCAGCAGUAGCAGGUGGUUUUGUCCUCAUAUAACCGUGGCGCAUACAGCACAUUUAUACACACAUACAUAUAGCACUGUCCUAUAUUGGCCACAGUAUUAGAUGACGCACUGGAGACAAAAUGUCGCAUAAAUAUAAAGUAAAAGAAUUCACCUAUAGAGGCAUAUUAUAUCUGUCAUACAGAGCCAUAGGAGAAGAAGCUAUUUCAGAGCAGGGUAAUCAGUUGUGGUGAACGCAGUCGUUACAGAGCAAACAGGCCCAAACUCUUUGUGUUGUGUUUUGAGCGAGCAAGGUUUCGGUUUACAUUUUUAGCGAUGUCCGGCAUCGGAACCUGAAAAACCUUUUACGUCUAGGAGGGUGUAUAUGUGUAACUGUUAAAUAAGGCCUAGGUUUGUAACAGACAAGUGCAAACAAUUUCCCGUGUAUGGCUUAUCUGCACAAAGGCACACAUACAGAACGCUAAAACAAAGUCAGUAGUAAGUUAAUUAUUUGUUCAUAAUAAAACACGCCGUCAAAAACGCACACAAAAAUUUUAUGUUAAGCCAGCAUACACCCAUUUGAACCAUGUAAUGAAUUCGCAACCAUGUUCGCCUCACAGUGAAACGAUCACACCCGGUGAACAGCUAAACAUAUGUGCUCAGUGUACACAUUGUUGUGCUUUUUUUUUCUAACAGAACAAAUAGUAACAGCGGCCAUGUCAUCACUAAACCAACACAGCUAGCACUAUGUACUAGGCGCCUCCAUACGCACGGAAACGACUGUAUUGCAGUUUAAAAUUUUAACAGUUUUCUAGUACUCGCUUGCCUAGUAGAAACUAACCGUACAGUCGCCACGAAUAGCAAAAACAAUAACCGCAAUACAAUACUGUAUGUGUGAGCCGCAUCUUUUUCGUAUUACGUUGCAGUAUAAAUGCGCGAUUAAGUAAUUGUCCGCAUCAGAGUGCGUCGAUGCGCAAGGUACAGUAGCGUACGAAUUUGUAGCGAAAACGAACUUUUCGUAUUAAAAAGGGGACAUAAGCAAGGUCAGCUAAGCAUCCUUGUGUCUUGUAAAGAUUGCUGUAGCUGUGAGAGCUGCGCGUGUGUUUGUACCUCUAUUGCAGGGUUUGCCAGACAGUUUUCAAUGUGAACAGCAUUAUUCACUGUUUGUGAGAUGUUUUUCAACAACUGUCACAUAUUUAAUUUGCGACACAAAUAAUCAGCUCAUGCUUAACAGGCCAAACAAAACGCCUAGCAAAAAGAAUCCAAA
Anopheles merus is the source of this 12731-nucleotide messenger RNA. RefSeq lists its product as uncharacterized. Gene Ontology annotation, cellular component: membrane. The record is from RefSeq and is a predicted model, not a curated record. NCBI's taxonomy places the organism in Eukaryota, Metazoa, Arthropoda, Insecta, Diptera, Culicidae. Bases 1185 to 5498 code for a protein of 1437 amino acids. Gene Ontology annotation, molecular function: protein binding; serine-type endopeptidase activity. Gene Ontology annotation, biological process: proteolysis. The transcript is spliced from 14 exons.